UUUUCCGAGUAGCAAAUCAACCUAUUGCAUACUCCAGUACAGAUGUUCGAAUGUCGAAGAUCAGUCAGGCAUUCGUACAUCCUUAUGAGUUAUAGAUCAUGCUCGUGACCGGCAUGGCCAGCGCUUCCUCCUAGACACGCCCAAGUCCCAACCUCUAUUACAUUCCACAGGAAAUCGAUUCAGUAGUGAUUUCAGGCCAUAGCACAUGUCUACCGCUGUGCAAGCAGCAAAUGUUGCAGAUUUCCGUGGCUGUGGGAGCUUGUUGGAGCUAAUCCGUAACGACAAGAUCAUUCAGAUCCGCACCAUCUGCUCUGCAGUCUGCAGAGCCAAUACUGAACACCAGCCUCAUUCUAGACACAUACGAGUACACAUGGAGGCUGAUGGAGCAUGACUGGGAACUUAUAAGAGUUUGAAUCUGUUAUUUGACUAUUUGUAAAUAUUACUAGUAUCAGAAACCUAUCAUACGUGGAUGAGUUUUAUAUUAAUUUUAUGAAGAAAAUAAAAUUAUGGAUUUCCUUGACUGUAAAAAUUUAAUUAUGGAUUUAAUGGUAUCUUUCAUGAGCGAAACAACGUCGGUCUAGAUAAAAUCUUUGAAGGGUUAUCUAUGUCCGUAUGUUUUCUUUUUCUUAGAUUAUCAAAACUUGAACUCUUGAAGUAUGGUGUCUACAUCCGUAUCUGGAACUCAGUCAUCAUCGGUCCAGUUGUCCGAUCAGUUUGCUCUUACGAGCAGUACUCGCGACCGGACCAGUGGAGCAGAUCGAAGUGACCAACAAACUCAGUCUGCCACUGUUGGCAUUGCUUCCCGUCUUGUUAACCAGGAACAAAACCAAACAUACCCUCUUCGCUUCCACGAUACUCUUUCUGGACCUCGCAUUCUGUUAGCACCUCACCAGUUCGGACACAUACCGCUGGGCUACACCGUGAUUCCGCAGCCAUGUGCGCCCUUUCUUCCGACAGGUAUUGCUGCACAGGCCUUGCCGGUCUUUCCUGGCAUUUCCAGCGUCAGCGGUAUUCGGCCUGCUCAUAUUUCAGCCUUUGAGACUGCGUCCAUCUUCGCACCUUACUUCGCUCAUGCAGCGCCCAUGCAUUCGGAUGCAAUGGGAAUCUCCGGGGCCGAAAGUGGCUUUCAGUAUCCUCUGCACCAUCUGACCGGGGCUGUUGGUGGAUUUGGCAGUCUCGGUACGACACAUAACAUGGUACCGGCAUUUCGCGUGCGUGCAAAAGAAAAAUCCACGGUCAUUUUGAGCGCAGAGAAUAUUGAGCACGGUGUUAGUAGCAGUUCGAUGACUGCGGAGUCCUCCCACGCGCGAGCGACACAUUUCGACGCCACAGAAGAAAUAGCUUCAGAAGGAAAAGUUUUGCCGGUACACAUUUUCGACACUGAUACGGACGCACCGGUGUAUUCGCCAGAGGAAGCAUCAAAUAAUCCAGCGAACACCAGCAGCGAUGCGCGACUGCAAUUACGCACACCAAAAAGACCUGCGAUACCCAACAAAGCCGGCGCUAAACGUCAUAGGGAAUCGAGAAGGAUGCGCAGCAGUGGGCAGUCGACGGGAACACAUAAUGCUAGUCCCAUAGUUUCUAUAUUACAAGUUUCGAAAAACACUGAGACCGAAAUGCAGCGGGCAGCAAAAGAAUGGUCUGCAGAUUCCAACCACAAGGAACCGGAUUGUUGGGACUUUUUACAACGUUUUAAGGAAAAUCAGAGGAAAAUGGACACUUUGUACGUGGAAACGAGAUCAGUCAUUUCGAGUUUGUCCGCUGAGCAACGAAAUGAAAUCAACUUUCCUAUUCCGAGCAGUGUCCCAAAACAUGUUUUACAAUCGGUCAGUAUAAAAAACAAAGAUCAGCCUAAAGUAGACGCUUUUGAGACAAUCAUCGAAUCUGCGACUGUCGAUACCGAGGAACUACGCCAGUUUGCAAAAACUCUAACACAGACCUUUACCUUGGACAUUGGUCCUCAGAACAUCGACGAAGAGAUGGCGAUACUCAGCGCAGUUGGACUGGCUGAAAAGACCAGCGCCGGUAAUACCCCAAAGGUCACCAAAGCGAUCAAGGUCAUGAACAAGAUGCGCAAUAAGCAUACUGAAACUCGGAAACGCUUUCGAUCAGACUCUUCAGCCCGACAGAAUGUGAGAAGAGAACUGGACGAAGCUUUGGCGCAGUUGACGAGCCAGCUGGCUUCACUGAAGCGGAAAGUGAAUGCGGUAAAAAGGCUGAUGAAAGACGAAAUUCACCUCAGUGAUACGGAAAUUCCUAAUAUAUCCAAAGAAUUACAGCGAGCACUUUCUGCGGAGUAAAUUUUAAAACCGGGAAUUGAAAUGGACGUCACAAUAAUCCGCGACAGCGUUCUAGUCUGUGCCGAAUGUUUGUACAAAUUUUUCGUUAUUUAUGGCAUUUCGGCUAUGUGGCUGUC
Molecule: messenger RNA, 2416 nt
Organism: Paramacrobiotus metropolitanus
Lineage: Eukaryota; Metazoa; Tardigrada; Eutardigrada; Parachela; Macrobiotidae
Exons: 3
Coding region: 657-2300 (547 amino acids)
Source: RefSeq, a predicted model, not a curated record